AUGGUUUCGGCACCAGUAGACGCUAGUCGCUUGCCCCACUGUGGUGAGCGGUGUGGUGACUGUACGAAGGAAUGCGAUGACCAAGGCAAAGGAUGCAAGAUGAGAAAAUGUGAAAGCAGCCGGGCCGAGGGCAGCUGCCCUGAAGGUGAGGCAGAGCCAUUCGGAGGUGAAACUGGUGAAGCUCUGCCAGCUCUGCCAGCUCUUCCUCCAGAGGCAGAUGCAAAAAAGGCCGAAGGAAACACUGCUUUUCAGGCCAAAGAAUUCACAGAAGCCCUUCGACUCUACAGAGAAGCCAUUGCCAUUGCAGAGGCUGCGGGAGCACCAGUUCCAGGUGUUUACUACUCGAAUCGUGCUGUUUGCCUUGCUUCUCUGGAAGAUUGGGAAGGUGCCAGAGCUGAUGCAGCAGAGGCACUCUCUCGCACGGACCUCACACCAGCAGCUACCAAGAAGGCUCUCUUCCAGAAGUGCAGAGCCGAGUCUCGGCUUCAGCUUCUUGAAGAGCUGGAGGCUACCCUUCGACUAGCUGGCCAACUCGGCAUGCGAACAGAGGUGGAGCGGCUGCUGCGAAGUGAACUGUCACAGAACGCUCAAGCUGCGCAGGCUGCGACUCCCCAGCCCCAAGUGGCCCCGGCCCCAGCAACUCCAGCAGCUCAAGCAGCUCCAUCGGUUCAGGAAUCUGCUGGAAGUCCAGCCAUGGAAGCUGCCUCACAAGCAAAGGAAGCAGGAACUGCAAGGUACAAAGAUGGAGAUUAUCGCGGAGCGUUGCUUCAGUACCGGCAAGCCCUGGAUUUGACUCCCAGCGAUGAAGCUGGCUUCCGCGCCCAAUUGCUUGGAAAUAUUGCAGCCGCGUGCCUGAUGCUGAAGAGGGCUGGCGAUUGUGCGGCUGCAUGUGAGGAAUCACUGGCGCUGGACCCUUCCAACUCGAAGGUUCGAGCUCGAUUGGCAUCAGCCCAGGUUGCGCGUGGUGACUUUGACACUGCUCGGUCGACUCUGGGCCUUGCGAACGAGGCGGACUCAGUCUUGACCAACUCCCUGAAGCAAAUAGGAAGCACAGAGGCGACCUUGGCGGAAGCUGACCAGGCCCUCUCCCGAGGUGAACCUGCAAAGGCUUUGAAUAUGUUCGCAAACCUGGAGUCAACAGCCUUGUUCGACUAUCCUCCUCUGACUCUGAAAAUGGCCCGCUGCUACUUGGAUCUGAGGCAAUAUCCCAGGGUGUUGAAUACUACGCAACAGAUCUUGCGUUCUAACCCGACUAGCAUUGAUGCGCUCCUUUUGAGGACGCAGGCCAUGCGUGGACAUUUCUUUGUCAGUGGAUUGGCGCAAUUUACUCACCCACGUGCUUCGUGCUUGUCGCGGUCUCGAUUGGAAUGUCACUCUCUGGAGCUCCUUUGA
This is a messenger RNA of Cladocopium goreaui, 1392 nucleotides long. Lineage: Eukaryota; Dinophyceae; Suessiales; Symbiodiniaceae. The record is from the annotation of a GenBank genome assembly.